Messenger RNA from Pollicipes pollicipes, 529 nucleotides. RefSeq lists its product as uncharacterized. The record is from RefSeq and is a predicted model, not a curated record. The transcript has 3 exons. NCBI's taxonomy places the organism in Eukaryota, Metazoa, Arthropoda, Thecostraca, Pollicipedomorpha, Pollicipedidae. The annotation marks the transcript as partial.
CAGUGCUGGGCAGGCGCGUCCGGGGUGUGCUUGUGACGCUGGGUGACGGCGGCGGCGGCUGGCGGGCAUGCUGCGGAGCGACUGCGGACGCUAGCCAGGCGCCGCUCUUCCGAUGCCGCCGACAAUGUCGGAGCAGGAGCGCCCGCGGGUGAAGGUCUGGCAACCGUGGUUCGAUCAAGAUGAAGACGAGGAGCUGAGACGUCGCGCGGCGCAGCGUGCAUUGGGCGGCGGCGGCGACGGGGGCUCGGGGUCUGGCCAGCCGCCGGCCGCCGGCCAGGAUCGCCGCUCGCCGGCCAAGGACCUGCCCACCCGCCAAAGGAAGCUGGAGCGCUCCGAGAGCCGACGCAACGACCCGCUCACCGCCCCCAAGCUGCGGCUCAAGAGACAAGACUCGGCGGCGUACAGUGACGCGGGUGACGACUCCGCCGACGGGCCGCUGGACAUGUCGGUGCGGCGCGGCUCGCCGCCGCCGUACCGGGCCCGCGGCGCCUCGCCGCCCCGCCAGCACGGCCGCCCGUCGGUCAAUCAC